CGAAUCUCGACUACUUGCAGAAAAAUGGAUUACUAUUCCACGUAUCUCUAUAUGAAGUGGAAUGGGAAUGGUGAAUCAGAUUAUGUAAACUUAUCUCAAUCGGUCAUCAUCGGUUAAUGGGUCGGCGACAAAAUCCUCAAUUUCCUCAAAAGUUGACCUAUAUUUUACUCAAAUACAGAGAGAUUCUCCGAUCGCAGGUCUAUUUCUCCAUCUCUCUCUCUGAUUGUUAGAUUUCUGCUUGUUAAGAUUUGAAAUAGCUGAACAAGUGGUGUUGUUGGGUGGUGCAAUUGGUUUAACUUACUUACUAUAUAUAAACAUCCAUGAUUGUGAUGUUGAAGAAGAAGAAAGGGCGGUUUGCUGUUUGGUUCUUAACUGUUUUCUUGCUCCUCGUCGUCUGUGUUUCCGAUAACGAUUUCUCAAACUGUCAUUGCGAUGACGAGGGGAUUUGGAGCGUUCAUAACAUUCUGGAAUAUCAAAAAGUGAGCGAUUUCUUGAUCGCCGUCGCGUAUUUCUCGAUCCCAAUCGAGUUGUUAUACUUUAUUACUUGCUCAAAUGUUCCAUUCAAAUGGGUACUGUUUCAAUUCAUCGCUUUCAUCGUUCUCUGUGGAUUAACCCAUUUGCUCAACGGAUGGACCUAUUACGGUCCUCACACUUUCAGAUUGAUGAUGGCUCUAACCAUCUCCAAAAUCCUCACUGCCCUAGUUUCAUGCGCCACCGCUAUAACCCUUCUAACGCUCAUCCCCAUUCUUCUCAAAAUCAAAGUACGAGAGCUUUUCCUGAGACAGAACGUUAUAGAGUUGGAUCAAGAAGUUGGAUACAUGAAGAAACAGAAAGAAGCCAGUUUACACGUUAGAAUGCUUACUCAAGAAAUUAGGAAAUCGUUGGAUAAACACACCGUGCUAUACACAACCCUAGUCGAGCUCUCUAAAACCCUCGAUCUUCAGAAUUGUGCGGUUUGGAUGCCGAACAAUACUCAAUCGAAAAUGAACCUAACCCAUGAACUCAAAUCGAGAACUUCGAACAGAUUCGUUCGUUCUCUUCCUAUGGAUGAUCCCGACAUAUUAGAAAUAAGGAGCAAGAAAGGGGCGAGGAUUUUGAGGUCUGAUUCACCUUUAGGCGCCGCUAGCAGCGGCGAAUUUACAACCAACGGUGGGAUCGCCGCAAUCAGGAUGCCGAUGCUUAGAGUUUCCAAUUUCAAAGGCGGGACACCUGAGUUUGUUGAGACGUCUUAUGCUUUACUCGUUUUAGUCCUCAGAAGUGAUAACGAAGGCGGUUGGAGCGAUCACGAGAUGCAGAUAGUGGAAGUGGUUGCCGAUCAAGUGGCGGUUGCCCUCUCCCACGCGUCUGUUCUCGAGGAAUCGCAGUCUAUGAGGGAGGAGUUAGAGGAGAGGAACCGCGAUUUGCAACAAGCUAAAGCGGAAGCUAUGAUGGCUAACCAGGCUAGAAACAGGUUUCAAAAGGUCAUGAGCCACACCAUGAGAAGGCCAAUGCAUUCCGUAAUAGGAUUACUCUCGGCUUUCGAACACGACAGCUUGACUAACGGGCAAAGGAUUAUAACCGAAACGAUCAUGAGAACUAGCGACGUCCUCUCGACGCUGAUAAACGAUGUGGUGGAGAUCUCAGUUAAAGACGACGGGAGAUUCCCUUUGGAGAUGAGGCCUUUUCGACUCCAUCCCAUGAUAAAAGAAGCUUGUUGUCUUAUAAAAUGUUUGUGUAUAUUCAAGGGAUUCGGUUUUCUUGUAGACGUGCAGAAUUCGCUUCCAAAUCAAGUGGUGGGCGACGAUAGAAGAACGUUUCAGGUCUUGUUACAUAUGGUUGGUCAUCUUUUGGAUGUAAACGACAACAAUGAUGUUGACGGUUUGGUUAUAUUUCGGGUGGCUUCUGAUAGUACAAACGACGUUAGAAACAACGCGUGGGGCGGAGGAGGAGGAGGAGGGAUGUGGAGACAAGGAAACACUGAAGAAUUCGUCAGUAUUAAAUUUGAAAUCGAGAUCAACAAGGGCGGUAACCAUUCAAAAGACGCCUCAAUUCCUAUGAUCCCCAUUAACAAGCAUCAAGAAGACAUUGCAGCAGCAAUUUCUAAAAAAGGAAUGAGCUUUAGGUUAUGCAAGAAGAUUGUACAGAUGAUGCAAGGUAAUAUCUGGAUAUCUUCAAAACAGGGUCAUACAGAGAGUAUGACUCUGGUUCUCAAGUUUCAAAUUCAACCCUUCUUAAGAAGUAUGCUGGAAUUCAAAGCCUCAUCCGAGCAGCCUUCGAACUCCAUAUUUAGGGGACUCCGUGUUCUAGUGGCGGAUGACGACGUUACCAACAGGUUGGUUACUAAGAAGCUGCUUGAGAAACUCGGUUGUCUGGUUUCGGUUGUCUCGUCGGGCCCGGAAUGCUUAGCCCGUGUGGAUGCUAAUAAUAAUAAUAUUCAGAAUUCGGUUCAAGUUUUGAUUUUGGAUCUUCACAUGCCUGAUAUGGAUGGGUUUGAAGUAGCCAUGAAGAUUAGAAGAUUCCCAAACCAUACUUGGCCUUUGAUCAUAGCUUUAACUGCUAGCGCCGAGGAUCAACUUUGGGAAAAAUGUUUACAAGUCAGGAUGAAUGGGCUCCUUAGAAAACCCGUUCUUUUACAACAGAUCGCAGAAGAGCUUAGGAGAGCCAUUCAACUGGCAAAUGAUCAGGGGGUGGUUAUUUGAAUUUUCUCAAAUUCAACUGUUUAGAAUGUCAUAUAAAGAGUCUUACUUUUUUUUUUACCAAACUUGUUUGAAAUCUGACCAUGUAUACUUCAAUAGAUAUGCAGAUAGAUUGUCUCAAAACAUAGAACAGAACAUUUUCAAUAGAAUGUUUGGAUAUUAUAGGAAUCUCAUCAGCUGCUGCAUAUUUUGUUUCAUAAAAAUAGUCAUUGAACUG
Molecule: messenger RNA, 2892 nt
Organism: Impatiens glandulifera
Lineage: Eukaryota; Viridiplantae; Streptophyta; Magnoliopsida; Ericales; Balsaminaceae
Product: protein EIN4-like
Exons: 3
Coding region: 321-2678 (785 amino acids)
Biological process (GO): phosphorelay signal transduction system; response to ethylene
Cellular component (GO): endoplasmic reticulum; endoplasmic reticulum membrane
Molecular function (GO): protein binding; ethylene binding; phosphorelay sensor kinase activity
Source: RefSeq, a predicted model, not a curated record